AUGAAGCUGGCUACCUUGAUCGUGGGAGCUCUAGCUUCCAGAUCUCUGGCUGCUCCGACCCCCGGUUAUGAAGUACACGAACGUCGUGAUUUCAUCCCAAGCUCUUGGGUUGAAGAGAAAAGACUCGACGCAGCUGCGUUUCUGCCCGUCCGAAUUGGACUGACCCAAAACAACCUUGACUAUGGCCAUGAGCUUCUGAUGGAGAUGUCUGAUCCUAACUCUGCUCGUUACGGCAAGCACAUGAGUGCAACUGAGGUGCAUGAUCUUUUUGCACCCAGCCAGGAGAGCGUGGACGACAUUCGUGCCUGGCUCGAGUCGUCUGGCAUCGCCUCUGGACGUGUCUCGCACUCUCAGAACAAGCAGUGGAUCCAGUUCGACGCUGACGCCAGCGAGCUUGAGAAACUUCUUGACACCGAGUAUUACAUCUACUCUCACUCUGAGACAGGCCGCUCUCACAUCGCCUGCCGCGAGUAUCAUGUUCCGCACUAUGUCCGCCAGCACAUUGACUACAUCACACCUGGUAUCACUCUUCGUGAGAUUUCCGGCGUAGGCAAGGCUAGCAACAACAACGUUCAGAAGCGCUCUCAGUACGGCCUCCCGCCUCCUAUUCUUGAGCCCAUCCUUGAACCGAUUGAAGCGCUGCUGGAGAGCCUCUCGGCGAAAUGUGACUUGUACAUCACUCCACAAUGCAUCAAGAGUCUCUACAACAUCACCGACGGCAAGACAUCCACCAAGGGCAACGAGCUUGGCAUCUUCGAGAGCAUUGGAGACAUUUAUGCUCAGGAGGAUCUUGACUAUUUCUUCCAGACUUUGGCCCCGAACAUCCCGGCCGGCACUCACCCUACCCUGAAGGGCAUCGACGAUCUCGUACCCAUCAUCUGGCCGCAGAAUUCUAUCCUCUUCCAAACGGAUGACAACGUCUAUCAGAACAACUACACCUUCCAUGGCUUCUUGAACACCUUUUUGGAUGCCAUCGAUGGGUCUUACUGCGAUACCAUCUCGCCUCUCGAUCCUCCGUACCCUGACCCAAAUCAGGGCGGCUACAAGGGCCAGCUUCAAUGCGGCGUCUAUCAACCACCCAACGUGAUCUCGAUCUCAUAUGGAUCCGCCGAGGCCGAUCUGCCGAUUUCCUACCAGCGCCGCCAGUGCAGUGAAAUCAUGAAACUUGGCAUGCAGGGUGUCUCUGUUGUUGUCGCAUCUGGUGACUCUGGCGUUGCUGGUCGUGGUGGCGACCCAACUCCAAGCAACUGCCUUGGUGCCGAUGGGGAUGUCUUCGCCCCUGAUUUCCCGGCUUCUUGUCCUUACAUGACCGCCGUUGGAUCGACCGUUCUUCCACUCGGUAAAAUUCCGACCAGCCACAGCGAGCAGGCCACAGAUCGCUUUGGCUCGGGCGGCGGAUUCUCCAAUAUCUACAAGCGCCCCGACUGGCAGGACAAGGCAGUCGAGCAGUACUUCGCCACGGCUAAACCCAACUACAAAUACUAUGAGAGCGUCGACAACUCCAGCUUCGCCGCCAACGGCGGAAUCUACAAUCGCAUCGGCCGCGGCUAUCCUGAUGUCUCCGCCAUUGGCGACCGAAUCGCCAUUUUCAACAAGGGUAUUCCCCAGAUCAUCGGCGGAACUUCAGCCUCGGCCCCCGUGUUCGCUUCGAUUCUGACUCGCAUCAACGAGGAGCGUCUCGCGGCUGGCAAAUCGACCGUCGGUUUCGUCAACCCUGUUCUGUACCAACACCCUGAAGCUUUCUUCGACAUUACCAAGGGAAGCAACCCUGGUUGUGACACCAAUGGAUUUGACGCUGCGGUGGGUUGGGACCCUGUUACUGGACUUGGAACUCCCAACUAUCCUGCUCUGUUGGAUGUCUUCAUGAAGGAGGACUAG
This is a messenger RNA of Penicillium waksmanii, 1878 nucleotides long. RefSeq names its product S53 family peptidase. The coding region runs from base 1 to 1878 and encodes 625 amino acids. Lineage: Eukaryota; Fungi; Ascomycota; Eurotiomycetes; Eurotiales; Aspergillaceae. The record is from RefSeq and is a predicted model, not a curated record. The transcript has 6 exons. Gene Ontology annotation, biological process: proteolysis. Gene Ontology annotation, molecular function: tripeptidyl-peptidase activity; serine-type endopeptidase activity.